GUUUCAACGGUCAGUGGAUGAAGCAGAGGCCAGAGGGGGACCAACUGCAAAUUGUAUGCAAUCUUUGAUCAGAAAUUGCCUCUGUACCUCAUCCUCUCUCUUUCUCUCUCGCAAGCUGCACAACAGAACAGGCUGUCUAUGGUUAUGGAUGAUGUCCGGAAUGGUUCGUUGUUAAAAUGGCGCGUCAAUUAAAUGCAAUCCAUCACUGAUGUGAUUGUUUCAGGUUAACGAGUGGUUUCGAGUUCAAGUUCUGAAUAUGCAAUUCUGUUAAUUAUUGAGAGGAUUGCUUUCUGAGGAAGAUACUUGGUCUUAAACAAAAGAAAAUAAAAUGCAAUGCAUUUAGCUUUAGUUUUAUUGUGAGGCUAAUGGUGGUUGUUUUGUGACCUGUUUGUAGCCUUCUAGCCCUAGCUCAUCAUCCAUCUUGAUGGUGCAAUUUUGAGCUUUGAGUUGGGUGGCUGUCAUUUGAUUGAUGACCUUCCCAGUCAUGUCAUGAACCUUGUGGAUGUGUAGAGCAACUAUGGUGGAGAUGGCAUCAGGUGGAAAGGAAACUUCAUUUGCCAAACCAAAGAGAAUGAAGGGGUUCAUUGCCCAUCUUACAUCUGCAGCUUGUGAGUGGCUUUUGAUAUUUCUGCUGCUACUCGAUGCCUUGUUGUCAUAUCUGCUCACCAAGUUUGCGAGUUAUUGCCAACUGCAAUUGCCUUGUUUGUUGUGUUCUAGGCUUGAUCAUAUAUUGGGCCAUGAAAAGCCAGAAUUGUAUGAGAACCUAUUUUGCAGCAAUCACAAAUCAGAAAUAUCGUCUCUGGUUUCAUGUCAUAUUCAUGGUAAGCUAGCAGAUGGGAAUAAGAUGUGUGAUGAUUGUCUUUUGUCAGUCACUGCAAAGAACAAGCGCAGUGCAAAAACUCACAGAUUGUUGGUGGGUAAACUUGGGCUUGUUCUUGGUGGUUCUGGUUCCCAAAGCCCUUCACUGAGCAGGGAUCUGUUUGCUGGCCCUAAGGGCACAAGACAGUGUACUUGUUGUGGUAAGCUUUGGAAGUCAGACCAGAACUCCCCUAGAUCUAUCCAACGAAAAUCACCUGGGAGAUCUGUUCUUAAACCAUACAUUCCUUUGCCAUGUGCACCAAGGCAAAGCCGUUUAAAUCACCGGGAUAGCUUUAAGAAAACGAGGGAUAAACUUUCUGGAUCAGAGGGAAAAAGUAAUUUUCAGUCAUUAUCUCAUCUGGGAUACACCGAGCUGAGACUUAAUUCUGAUUCUGAGUCUGAAUUUCCAUUUUCUGAUGAUGAUGAUGUUAGUAGUGUGUUUUCUGAAAACUUUGAGGCCAGCAACUACCAUAUGGCUCAAAUUACAACUGCAUCUUCCGCAAAAUGUAUUCCGAGUGAUUCAAAUCCGUCAAAGCCGAAUUAUAGUUCUUCCAAACUCAUGCCUUUGCCUUCGGAUCAGUGUGUGGAGCCUAAUGUCAACAAACAGCAAGAUAUGAAUGCCAAUUGUGCAGAAGAAAUUAAUUUGCGGCAAGGAAAUCAAGAGCCAUUGAGUUCUGACCAGCCUGAGCUCAUUCCACUAGAUCAAGUUUCAUCAUCACCUAUAGUUGUGAAUGUUUCUAAUAGAGAAUCAGAAUCAAAAUACAGUAAGAUUGCUUGUCCUUCUCAGGAUUCUCUUCCUGUUCCCCUAUCCGAGCUUACAACUUUGAAUGGCACACAUGCACAAGAUGGAACGUCAUCAGAAAAAUCCGCAGCACAUGUUUCACAAACAAGUGAUGCCGGAAUGGUAUCAGAAAAGAAUGCGAAAGAUUUAGAGAAGAUUGAUGCAGGGGAAAAAGCAUCUGAUGAAACUAAGCCAGUGGUGUGUGAUUCUGCUCCUAUAAAUCCUAUACAAGAUAAUUCAAGCAAUGCGAAUAAGUCCUCUGCUGCCACUAAGGAAAGAGAAGAAAAUGGUUUUAUCAUAGAGCAGCCAACCACUGAGGAAGUUGAUAAAGUCGAGGAAGAACUGGAGCAAUCACCAUUAGAGAUUUCUUCUCAAGGGUAUAAUGCAUCAUCAGCUGUUCCCAUAAAUCAUGUUCACUCACCCGAGACACAAGCUGAGACUUCUAGCUCAAAUGAAGUUCAGGUACUUCGAAAGUCAUCCUCGGUGGAAUCUGGUCUUGGGUCUCUGGAUGAGAGCAAUAUUACUGAAAUUGAAGGGGAGUCUAGUGUUGAUCGAUUGCAGCGACAAAUUGAGUAUUACAAGAAAUGCAUGGAUUCUUUACAGAAGGAACUGGAGGAAGAAAGAAACGCUUCUGCUGUCGCCACAAAUGAAGCAAUGUCUAUGAUUACAAGGUUGCAGGAGGAGAAGGCAGCACUGCAGAUGGAGUCUCUUCAAUAUUUGAGAAUGAUGGAAGAGCAAGCAGAAUAUGAUAAUGAUGAAUUGGAGAAAGUUAAUGAUCUACUCACAGAUAAGGAAAAAGAGAUACAAGAUUUGGAAGCCGAGCUGGAAUUUUAUAGAUCAAACAUGACGGUUGAUGAGCCUAUGGUCCAAAAUAUGCACAAGGAAAGUUUGGAUUUGAAAGGAGAAAACGUGACAGAGCAAAAUACUUGUGUGCAUAACAUAACCAAUACUGUAAGCAAAUUUUCCGGUUCAAAGAAUGCCGAGGUAUCCAAGGUUGGUAAUGAAGCUGUGACCGGCAGAAUCACGUUUUUGGAAUUCGAAGAGGAAAAGGAAUACAUUUCUCAAUGUUUGAAAAAUUUGGAAGAGAAGGUUCAUCAAAUUUGUGUACAUUCGCCUAAUGUUAGACCUGAGAAACUUGAAGUCAGUAAAUCAAAUAAACAAAGAGCUUCUAAUGGUGAAGGGCCUCAAUUAGAUGGUCAUGAAGAGACCUGUUUGUCCCCACUGAAAAACAUUAAUACGUUGAAUGGAAAUCAUGUGAAUAAGGAUGGAUCAGCUGCUUUGGAUAGCGAUGUUUGUUCUCUUAAUGUAGAAAAUAAUCAUCCAACAUCUCCUGGACUUGUAAUCUCCACGCCUAGAAGAGAAGUUGAGUUGGAGUUGUUUGCUCUAGAAAAUGAAAUAUCAGAUCUUAAUGACAGGUUGGAAGCACUUGAGUUUGAUCAUGAUCUUCUCGAGCACCUAACAAAUUCUCUUCAAAAUGGCAAUGAUGGAAAACAAUUUAUUAAAGACAUAGCUCAUCGGUUGCAAGAGCUACGGAAAAUUGGAAUAAGGUGAAGAUGGUAAGCAUAUAAACAGAAGUGUUUUUAGUUCUUGCUUUGUUUUUAGGCACAAAUAAACUUUCAUACGGUAUAUUAUAAAACACUGUCUACUCUCGUGUCAAAAGAGGUGUUAUGAAUCCACCCUUAAUCUUCUCAAUUUGCUUGUUCAAUGAUUACGGAAGUUUAUGAACAGAUUUUACAAAUUUUGUAAGUCUCAUUUACAUGUUAAGCUGAGUCUGCUUCAAAUGUUGGUCUUGCUUUAAAAUCUAAUGAUAAGAUCAAGUUUAUAAUGUCCGACACAAUUUGUAGAAGGUUAUAACAGUUAAGUUCUGCUUGGUCCUUAAACUGGAUCUUGUCAAGUUUUCAAGCCUGAACUCCUUUAUGUGUUAGCAGAUUAACCUGUCAUUUUGUACCAAUGUUAUUUUGCUAGUGCAUGCUUUGGCAUGAAUAACUUACGCAUAUGGUAUUAUCUUU
Cajanus cajan (pigeon pea) is the source of this 3648-nucleotide messenger RNA. The record is from RefSeq and is a predicted model, not a curated record. NCBI's taxonomy places the organism in Eukaryota, Viridiplantae, Streptophyta, Magnoliopsida, Fabales, Fabaceae.